This is a messenger RNA of Cryptococcus deneoformans JEC21, 1946 nucleotides long. RefSeq lists its product as hypothetical. The record is from RefSeq and is a predicted model, not a curated record. NCBI's taxonomy places the organism in Eukaryota, Fungi, Basidiomycota, Tremellomycetes, Tremellales, Cryptococcaceae. The transcript is spliced from 2 exons. The coding region runs from base 248 to 1747 and encodes 499 amino acids.
GUGACAAUUCCACCUGUCUUGUAUCUAAGCUGGCCUUGUCAAAUUUAUUCUCUCCGCCUUCUUCUUUAUUAUUGUCCGAUACUGAUCUUUUACCAACUGUUUUACUAUAACGCUCUGGUAGCGAAUACCCUCUCCUAAGACACCUUCUUUUGUGCAACAACGCUCUUUUGCUGCCGGUCAGCUCUUUUGCCACGAGAGCGGCAAGAAUAAUAACAUCAACCUCCGCCGGGUGCGACAACUGAUCAACAUGAAACUUCUCUCACUCCUCCUCCUCCUCCUUCCUGUUCUACUUGCUGCCCCUGCUCCUGGGCCCCAUGCGUACAACCCAUUCUUCCCUACCAGCAAACACAGUGGCUUCAUCUUGCCUGCCAAGCGUGGCCUCAGCUCUAGAACGGAAGCUCAACGGAUCAACCCAGAAUUCUUCAAGAAACAAGGUCGGUCCAAGGUGGAUUCUGUGAAGAGAGACGUGGUGACCAAGGUGGUUAAGAGGGCGACUGGUACUUGCAUUGCGUCGACCACAACUGCCUUUGUGACCUCAGUCGUCACUGUCAUUCCUGACUCGUUGCCAACUAGUGCUUCGGGUUCCGACUCUACGGUCAGUAUCAGUGCCACCGAGUCUCUCAGUACUGCCCAGUCCUCCGACUUGUCGUAUGUGGCUGUUUCGGCUACAGCGUCAGCUACCGACUCUUCUUCCCAAAUUGCUAGCACUAGCGUUUCAUCCUCUUUCACCAGCCCUUCAAGCAGUCCAUGGUCUAGUUCUGCUGCGAAUUCUGCCUCGGAUUCUCUUGUAUCGUCGGUCUACGCCCUUCCAAGUACAUCUGUAACAUCCGAAAGUGCUUCGGUCACUCAAUCCCAUCCAGCCGACGCUUCUUCUGCCGGUUCUAGGGCAGAGAUGUCAAUGUCUGCCAGUGCCUCCGCCACCUUAACUUCCUCCUUCGCCGCAUCCUCUUUCUCAUCCAGUGCCGAUAAAGGCAAGCAAACCAAGACGAAGACUUUGGGCGCUACAUCGACCGCCGCCGUAAACACCAGACAAGCUUCCCAGUCGACCGCGAGCUCCAGCACCACCGCUUUAUCUGCCGAGGUCACUCCUAUGUCAAGCGUAAGGUCGUCUUCUCGAGCUACCUCCAGCUCGACCUCGACUGCUAUCCACAGCACUGUUCACUCCUCCACAGUUUCAUCUACCAGCUCUCAUUCUUCCACCGCUACGUUGGUCUCUUCUUCGUCCUUCACCCGCGCAACUGCCUCAUCCACUUCUACAUCCACCUCCUUCACUCCCACAUUUACUUCCCUCUCGACGUUUUCCGCACCUUCCUCUACCACCGCCACAUCCGCUGCUGCAGCCACCUCUUCUGCUGUCUCCGCCGACCCUGACGGAGAUGGUCCUUUCUACGGCCAAGGUACCUGGUACUAUCAGUAUAACACUGCAGGAGCUUGCGGUACCGUCAACCCUGAUUCGGCUUUCAUUGUCGCUGUCUCUGCUGAACUGUUUGAUAACUGGCCUGGGUACAACGGUCUGAACCCCAAUAACAACCCUAUCUGUGGUCAUCAAGUGAACUUAACAUGGCAGGGAACUUCAAUCACUGCUACUGUUGCAGACCGCUGCCCUGGCUGUGAACUCCGACACCUCGACCUCUCUCGUGGCGCCUUUGGUGCUCUCUCAAACGACGACUACGAUAUCGGUGUCUUUUCCACUACUAUCGAUGGUCAGAGUUAUAAUCAAGAUCUUGAGUGGUCUUGGCUCAAUUAGACAUGUUUGAAGGGUUGAGAGAUGAGGAAGAGAAGGAAAGGCGUUGUCAAGGUCGGGGUUUGCCAGGUCAAUAAAUAAGGCUUCUUCAUACUAAGCGCUGUGCGUGAGAGUAUGUUUAUUGAGAUUUAUAGUAUUCUCAUAGAUAAUUCCAUAAUAAAGCACGAAAUGCUGAGUAUAUGUAUAUAGUGCAACUUACUCC